Sclerotinia sclerotiorum 1980 UF-70 is the source of this 4755-nucleotide messenger RNA. RefSeq lists its product as hypothetical. The record is from RefSeq and is a predicted model, not a curated record. The transcript has 6 exons. NCBI's taxonomy places the organism in Eukaryota, Fungi, Ascomycota, Leotiomycetes, Helotiales, Sclerotiniaceae. Bases 1 to 4755 code for a protein of 1584 amino acids.
AUGACGGCGCAGAUACUCGCCUCAGAGCUUGGAAAUCUUAUACAGGAGAGCAAAAGAAAGCAUACAGAUCUCCGAAAUGCCGCGGAAAAGAGUUUGGAUGAGAUUAGAGGUCUGCGAUCAACAUCUGAAGCCCAAAUAGCUGCAGACCUCACUCAACGAGCCAACUUCGUUACACCUUUCCUCAUUGCCUGCGGAACCAAGAAUGUCAAGUUUACUGGAAUUGCGGUCGUUUGCCUUCAAAGAUUGGUUGUGUCACGUGCACUUCCCAGAUCGAGGCUAAGAGAAGUUUUGGAGGCAUUGCGAGAAGCUACAUCAGCGGGUCUGGAUGUGCAGCUGAAGAUCCUCCAGGCGUUACCGUCGCUUUUACAGAAUUAUGCAGAUGAAUUGAAGGGGGAACUCUUAGCUGCAGCACUCAACAUAUGUUCCAUUCUUCAGGCAAGCAAGAACGGCAUUGUGCUUAAUACGGCUGCUGCUACCCUUCAACAGUUAGUUGUUUCUGUAUUCGACAAGGUUGUGGCAGAGGAUAAAGUGCCCACCAUUGGCGAAGCACCAACUGGCGACGGAGUCAUCCAGCUGCGUGCUGCUGCCCUGGAUGCUUAUAGGGUUUUCAACGACAUAUGCUUGUUGACGGAAGCCCAAAAGCCUCAAUUUUUGAAUUCCACUGGUCUUCCGCAAACGUUUGGGCUCGAGCUGAUUGAAUCUGUCUUGACCAAUCAUGCCGAUAUAUUCCUGUCACAUCCCGAGCAAGCAAAUAUACUAAGAGUCCGAGUUAUGCCAUUCAUCAUUAACGCACUCUCAGAGAAGUUGAACUUUGCAGUGACUGUUAGAACUACAAGAAUUCUCUAUACACUUCUCAGAAGACACUUGAGUAUUCUUUCUUCUGAAGGCGAAAUGGCACUCGGUCUACUCACCCACAUGCUUGACCAUGAUACUGCUUUGUGGAAGAGAUCACUCUGUAUGGAAAUAUUGAGAGGCAUCUUUGCCGAAGCAGCUUUGAUUAGAAGAAUAUUUUCCAUGUACGAUGCUCGAGAAGAGAAGAAAAAUAUCCUACGAGAUCUCGUUGCAGCUUUUGUCAGAGUCAGCACGGAAAAGCCUGCCGUUAUUGGUCUUGGUCAUCAAUCUACUAUCCCGAUUGCUAGCCAGGGUAGCACUUCAGAUCAAGCAAUGCUUGAAGCUAGCGGAGUUCCUGGUAUCAUCAGUAGCACGGUAAGUACGACUGAGCCAAGCGCUGGUGUCAAUUCUCGUCCUAGUACCCCUGAUAUAAGACCAAUCGAGAGGGGUUCGUCUUACAAAAGGAAUCCCAUUCCCAUCAAUCCAUUAACUCUCGAACAUCAUCAUCUAUUUCAAGAGGUCAAGAUUUGUGCCGGCAUCGUGGACGAAUGCUGGCCUGCAAUCUUGGCAACUUGUUCAACCUUUCUCUAUGCAGCGUUAGAUCAAGAAUAUUACCAUGGCUUGGUUAGAUCAUUCCAAAAAUUCACUCAUGUAGCCGGACUUCUACGACUUGCGACACCUCGAGAUGCCUUCCUCACAACCCUAGGAAAAGCCGCAGUACCACCUAAUGUCUUGACGGCCACGACGACUCAAAUUCAGAGCCCAACGACGCCGACGGUGGACUCGCCUUCUAGCUCGAGCAUUUUCAACAACGCAAGAGGUCUCUUAAGUGUUGAUAGUUUGGUGAGCAAUUCGGAACGAAACAAGCAUGCGCCCAUAGAUACAUCCAGUCCGACCCUCAACACACGCAAUUUACUUUGUCUUCGCGCACUAUUGAAUUUAGGGAUUGCAUUAGGACCCACACUCGACUCGGCAUGGGUGAUUGUUCUUGGUACGUUGCAGCAAGCUGAUCUAGUAAUAUUUUCUAGUGCCAAGUCCGUCAGAACUCCCACCACACAGAGACCAGAGAGUCAGGAUGUUAAUAACACCUCUGCAUUAUGGGCGAACUUUGGCACCGAGAUCAAAGCGGUUGAAACAGCAGCUACCAGGUUACUAGAAAGUACUGUCGAUUUCCCUAAUGAGCCAUUUGUGGCUGUUGUCUCAGCUCUCUGUGAUUUGUUCAGCAAAGAAGAAAUUCUCAAGAUACCAGAAAAGCCAGUACCUUCUAGCCCAUCAUCUCCUGAAACAAGAAGGCCAUCUUACGCUCAUAAAAAAGUCCAUAGUAUUGUGACAGCACCAACUACUCAGAAUCAAGAGGACCUAUUUGCGCUGGCGAAGUUGGGCGAUAUUGCGAGUAUCAAUAUUGAUAGAUUAACGACACAUGAGCCCCACGCUAGCGGGUGGCAGAUGCUGACAUCAGAGUUGAUUUCUGCCUCUUCUUCCCUUACUGCAACACCUUCUGUUCGACUGAGAGCUGCGGAUAUUCUCGUUAGGAUUGUGAUUGAAGCCGCGACUUCUACCUUAGCAGACUCCGAAGUUCGACGCAAUGUCAUACAGACCAUGCUACUUCAAGCACUGAGUCGUGCCUUAGGUCCACUUCAAACGGAAGAGAGACAAGUUACCGUGGCUAUACAUUCAACGGACGUCGAAGUCCAUAAGGCUAUUCUUGAAGGCCUGAAAAGCAUUCUCGAGCAAUGUGGAGACAAGUUGAUCAGUGGUUGGGACAUCGCAUUCGAGAUCAUCGGCAGUGUCUUUAUGAAGUUUGACUCCGACGCAAAGAUAACCGCUACUCGAUCUGCUAAAUUAGUCCGCUCUGCUUUUAAUUCUCUCCAGCUCACUGUCACCUUCUUUUGGGUACUGUCAGAUUUCAUUUCUAGCAGAACCAGCUCCUUUUCGCUUAGUCCUGAUCUUAUCGAAGAUUCAACCGAGGAAGCUCUGAUAGGAAAGGCAUCUGGUGAUGAUCGUGCCGUUUCAGAUGCAGCUUUAUGGAUGCUUCUCUUACUACGCCUCACGUCGGUUACGGCAGAUGAAAGACUAGAGCUCAGAAAUAGUGGGUCCAAACAUUAUUGGCCAAGUACUUUAUCUAACAUUGAUGUAGGCGCAAUUCAGACAUUACUAAGAAUCUUCGACGCAUAUGGGGAUCAACUCAGCGCAGUAGCAUGGUCUAUGUGCCUGAAAUCAGUGAUCUUCAGAUUGUUGUCUUUGAUAGAGGCACAUCUGCAAUUUAUCACUGACCCUGAGCUUACUGUAUCUGAUAAAGACAAAACAGGAUGGAUUGAGACUACUGUCGUGGUUUUGAGUGGCAUUACCAAUUUGUUGGCCGACUAUCUAGAUGUUCUGACUAGCCAUCCCACGUUCGAAAGCUCUUGGAAAACCUUGUUAGAACAUUUCAAAACAAUGCUAGCUUUCGAAAUUCUCGACAUCAAUACUGCUGUCUUCAAGGCUUUACAACAAAUUCUUUCUCGAGGCAAUGUCAAAGAGGCCACGAAAACCAAUUUCACGCGCAUUACGAUUGAUUUGGCAUGGGGCCUUUGGUCUGAUUCUUUACCUUCAGUAAGAAUCGAUGCGUUUGAUAAUCGCGUCGACAAUCAAGGUUAUCUAGUUGCUUACGUGUCUGCUCUCCCUGAGAUUUACCGUCUUGUGGAAGAUGAUCUUGAUGCCGAUCGAGUCAAACGAAUGCUUACCCUACUUCGUGAAGCUAUGCAACAGGCGAAUGCUUCUACCUAUUCCGCAGAUAUUGAGUACCUCACUCCAUUACAAUCUCAGGUAUUAGAGUCGCUUAAGAUGAUUCGCACUGAUAUUGAGGGAGUUCCUGCUACCUUGAUUAGCCAGGUUGCUGAAUUCGUUGCAUUGGCUUUCGUGCCGAAGGAUAAUACUUCUAACGUCCAGAGGCCCACAUACAUAGCUUUGUCGAAAGCCUCUAUGGUUUUAUCGGAGAAGCUCAUUAUAUCGCAUUCCUCGGAGCCAGACAUCUACACCAGCGGUGCAGUAUCUUCUUCCUUAGCCGCGCUUGCCAAUCCAAUUGUUUUAAAGUACUCAUUUCCUAUAAUAUCGAAGAGUAUAUCACCAUGGCGCCAAGCAACAAUAUCAGCACUCGCUAUUCUGGGCGCCAUUUUGCCGAUAAUGCCAACUAUCACUUUGAAUGAAGAAGCCGUUCGAUCUAUAUGGACGUCGAUAGUAAGCAUAGCUAUUGGAAUCACCUCUGCAGACUGUGAUUUUGCAAACAAAACAGUCAAUAUCAAAGAUGAUCAGGAGUUCGACAUUGCAUCAUUCCUAACUUUACGCGAGCUCAUCACCCCCGCUCUUGGCGCCCAAGUCAUACCGGACCGAACGCGUCGCACGUACACCGAGUCACUUUUCCACAUGUCCAUCAUCCACCCCGUACAAUCCAGCGAGCUUCCCCAGCCCAGCCAGGAACUACUAGCCACAUUGUACCAAAUUCGCAAAGGUUGCACUGUUGAUCCAAUCCCCUCCCCUCGUGCAAAAAUGAGUUACGUUUGCUUCGAUGAACUCAUCUCCCUCGUCACUCUCAACGAUGGCUCUGUACCACGCAUCAAGCUCGCUCAAGCAGCUGCGCCAUACUUGAUUCUCAGAUGUGGCCUCGUUCUUCGCGCAUACAUUGCUGAUCAACCACUUCGUGGCCGCAUGCCGCAGCCAUUAUCUCAACGCAAAGAACUUCUAUAUAUUCUCAAGAAGCUUGUAGGGUUAAAAUGUGAAAGCGAGGCAAUUCCCGACACACCUGGUGUCGAGAGUGAGGGAAAAAAACAUUUACACAGAUUGUAUCCGUUGUUUGUGAAGACCAUGGGCGCCGCGGCGAGAGAUCAGGAGGUCUUGGAGUGGAUUGGGAAGGCUUUGGAGGAAGUGGGGAUGGAGUUUGGCCUUUGA